This is a messenger RNA of Anoplopoma fimbria (sablefish), 1241 nucleotides long. Its product is annotated as twinfilin-2. Gene Ontology annotation, molecular function: actin filament binding; actin monomer binding. Gene Ontology annotation, biological process: barbed-end actin filament capping; actin filament depolymerization; positive regulation of neuron projection development. Bases 1 to 1044 code for a protein of 347 amino acids. Gene Ontology annotation, cellular component: myofibril; cytoplasm; actin filament. The transcript has 8 exons. The record is from RefSeq and is a predicted model, not a curated record. NCBI's taxonomy places the organism in Eukaryota, Metazoa, Chordata, Actinopteri, Perciformes, Anoplopomatidae.
AUGUUUCUCGCACUAGUGGUGACGACGGAGCUGAGGGACUUCUUGGCCAGGGCAAGAGGUGGAUCAGUGCGCCUCAUCAAGGUGCGCAUCCAAGACGAGCAGCUGGUGCUUGGGGCCUACAGAGAGCCAGAAAAGAGCUGGGACCAGGAUUAUGAUCACUUCCUGCUUCCUCUCCUGGACGACCAGGAGCCCUGCUACAUCCUGUACCGCCUCGACUCCCAGAAUGCACAGGGCUACGAGUGGCUCUUCAUAUCGUGGUCUCCUGAUCAUUCUCCGGUAAAACAAAAGAUGUUGUAUGCUGCCACCCGGGCCACAGUGAAGAAAGAGUUUGGCGGCGGCCAUUUGAAGUAUGAGAUGUUCGGCACAGCUGAGGAGGACAUCUGUUUGCUGGGCUACCAGCAUCAUGUGUCAUCCUGCUCAGGUCCUGCCCCGCUCACGUUAGCCGAGGAGGAGCUCCAGAGGGUCAAAACCUCAGAGGUGAAAACAGAUAUAAGCGUGGAGAGUAAGCACCAGACACUUCAGGGCCUCGCUUUCCCACUGCAGGAAACAGCCAAAAGAGCCCUGCAGCAACUUGCCCAGAAAAUCAUCAACUACAUACAACUGAGGUUGGAUGUAGAGAAGGAGACAAUCGAGUUGGUCCACUCCAACCCGACAGAGAUCCGGGAUUUGCCCCGCAGAGUUCCCAAAGACACUCCCAGAUACCACUUCUUUCUCUACAAACACUCCCACGAAGGAGACUACCUGGAAUCUGUCGUGUUCAUAUACUCCAUGCCUGGAUACAGCUGUAGCAUUAAGGAGCGGAUGUUGUAUUCCAGCUGCAAGAGUCGACUACUGGAGGACGUGGAGAAAGAUUACUGUUUGGAAAUUGCUAAAAAGUUGGAGAUUGAUAACGGAGAUGAACUGUCAGACGACUUUCUGUAUGAUGAGGUCCAUCCCAAGCAGCACGCUCACAAACAGGCCUUCGCUAAGCCCCGCGGCCCGGCAGGAAAAAGGGGACAUAAGCGUCUCAUUAAAGGGACAGGAGAGACCAGACAGGAGAGCUAGAGGGGGAACACGUUUCUCCCAAAGUCAAGUCUGCAGUUCCAGCCCUCCCUAUUUCCCCGAACCCACUAACACCCACUAACACCUCAUCUGGCCCCGAGGAACAAGAGUGUCCUCUGUUGUUUAUGUACUGAAACACUUGUGCUGUAUAAAUGAAAUGUUUUUCAUGGAAAAUAUGCUGAUAAAUUAUUCGUCUCUCC